CCUGCUGCUGCUGCUACUAGACUUAGUCCUCUGUUCUUAAAGAGAGGGCAGAAUAGAAAUUAGAAAAAGGCUUUCAAGAAAGAAACAGAUCUGCGAAGCUCUUAAUCUGCUCAACAAUGGCGUCAAAGCUACUCCUUCUCUUGGUCUUUGUGUUUGAUGUCAUCGCUUUUGGGUUAGCCAUUGCAGCUGAGCAAAGGAGAAGCACUGCAAAGAUAGUUGAAGACUCUGAUGCCAAAAGAAACUAUUGUGUAUAUGACUCAGACAUUUCAACUGGCUUAGGAGUUGGAGCAUUUCUCUUCCUGAUGGCUAGCCAGAUCCUCAUAAUGGUGGCUAGCCGCUGCUUUUGCUGCGGUAAGCCUCUGAGUCCGGGCGGUUCGAGGGCUUGGGCCAUCAUUCUCUUCAUAACUUGCUGGGUGUUCUUUUUAAUCGCCGAGAUUUGCGUACUCGCGGGUUCUGCUAGGAAUGCAUACCACACCAAGUACAGAACAUUGCUUACUGAUACUCCUCCCUCUUGUCAAAUGCUGAGAAGAGGAGUGUUUGCUGCAGGAGCAGCUUUCAUUUUCUUAACUUCCAUUGUUUCGCAGUCUUACUACGUUUGCUACUCGAGGGCCCGGGAGAGCUUCCAAUCACACAACAAAGACACUGGCAUCGGCAUGAGUUCGUACCGAUGAGAUUCGUUGUAAAUGUCGUUUUUUCGAUCACGUUCUGUUUCGAUAUAGUUUUGCCUUACAUUACACGGUUUGUAGCUUUCAAUCCAGUUUAUAGAAGCCUAUAGGUUGUCGUCUUUCUCUACCGUUCUAUGUUUCAACGAAACUCCGUGGUCGAUGUCUUCGUGUCGGUAUCAGAAAAACAUUGCUAGAAAAUGAAGAUUUAUGUUGCAGGAUAAUGUUUCUUA
This is a messenger RNA of Cucurbita pepo subsp. pepo (vegetable marrow), 895 nucleotides long. Its product is annotated as fiber (DUF1218). The record is from RefSeq and is a predicted model, not a curated record. Lineage: Eukaryota; Viridiplantae; Streptophyta; Magnoliopsida; Cucurbitales; Cucurbitaceae.